ACAAACAGUAGGAAGCAGAGUGAAGUGGAAACAAGCGUGACUGGAUCCGUGUGUCCGUGUUUACUUUAUAUUUACUUUACUUUAUUUAUCGUCGCGAGGAGAGUUUGCCUUGUGUAGUCCAACAUGGACGUCCCGAUGCCUCAGAAGCGUUACUACAGACAGAGAGCUCAUUCAAACCCCAUGGCUCAUCACACGUUUGACUAUCCUUUGUGUCCAGAGGAAAUGGACUGGUCCAAACUGUAUCCAGACUUCUUUACUGGAAAUGUGUCGGAGAAAGAGGAGCCACGAGUGGAGUUUGCAGACAUCGGAUGUGGAUAUGGGGGUCUUUUAGUGGAGUUAUCACCACUUUUCCCAGACAAACUCAUCCUGGGCCUGGAGAUCCGAGUCAAAGUUUCAGAUUAUGUCCAGGAUCGUAUAAAAUCUUUACGUGCCUCAGAACCUGGAAGCUUCAAAAACAUUGCCUGCCUUCGCAGUAAUGCGAUGAAGUAUCUCCCCAAUUUCUUCGCUAAAGGACAGCUCAGUAAGAUGUUCUUCCUCUUCCCCGACCCUCACUUUAAGAAGACCAAGCACAAAUGGAGGAUCAUCAGUCCCACGUUGCUGGCAGAAUAUGCUUACACACUGAGAGUCGGGGGUUUGGUGUAUACCAUCACUGAUGUGGAGGAAGUUCACGACUGGAUGGUGAAGCACUUUUCUGAACAUCCGCUGUUUUCACACGUCCCUGAUGAAGAACUGACGGCGGACGUGAUCGUCGGUCGAUUGGGUUCAUGUACAGAAGAAGGAAAGAAGGUGCAGAGAAAUGGAGGAAAGAAUUUCCUUGCUGUUUUCCGGAGGAUUGAGGAUCCAAACUAAGACCUAACAAACACCUGGAAGAGCCUGGGAUAACGUUGUUAUGUGAACAUUCAUGAAUUGCACAGAUGACAUUGCUCUAUGGAAGGAGGUGGAGGCUGUGGCUCGUUCUCCAAACAGAUGAACAGUGAUGGGUUGUUGUUUUUUUGUUCCCUUUUUUUCUCACAGAGAAUUUGUCGUGAAGUUUGUCACAUUCCAAAUCACACUUCUCGACUAUUUUAAUUAUUGCCAUUUUCUUUAGUUCUUUAAAAUCGACAGUGCUGUUUUUGGAUUUUCUGAAAAUCUCAACAACAAAAAAAGUCAGUAAAACUACACUGAACAACUUUAAAGUUGUGUUCUUGUGUUGCAGUUACUGUGUUACUUACUGUCAUGAAACAGAACAACCACUUUUGCAACACUCAUCCAUGACCUAGAUCUGAAGGGAUUUAUGUUAUAGCACAGUUUCUGCUCCUUUUCAUGAAAUGGAGCCUCGUGUUUUUAAAAACGAUUACAUUUUCCAUGCAUGGAUCCAAUCAUAGCCUCAUGGUGUUGCUGUGUUAGUGGCGGAAUACGAAGUGUAUCACACGGGGAAGUUUGUCAGCAAUCUUCAGUUCAUGUAACUUGUUUGCUUUCGGGUCAUUGUUUGGUUUAAAGAUAACGUUGCAGGCUGCAGCACAUCCUGCGUGGAUGUAAUACAGCUGUGUUAAAGACA
Molecule: messenger RNA, 1537 nt
Organism: Solea senegalensis (Senegalese sole)
Lineage: Eukaryota; Metazoa; Chordata; Actinopteri; Pleuronectiformes; Soleidae
Gene: mettl1
Product: methyltransferase 1, tRNA methylguanosine
Exons: 6
Coding region: 124-849 (241 amino acids)
Biological process (GO): tRNA methylation; RNA (guanine-N7)-methylation
Cellular component (GO): tRNA methyltransferase complex
Molecular function (GO): tRNA (guanine(46)-N7)-methyltransferase activity
Source: RefSeq, a predicted model, not a curated record